Molecule: messenger RNA, 2315 nt
Organism: Ruditapes philippinarum (Manila clam)
Lineage: Eukaryota; Metazoa; Mollusca; Bivalvia; Venerida; Veneridae
Product: zinc finger protein 582-like
Exons: 4
Coding region: 48-1172 (374 amino acids)
Biological process (GO): regulation of transcription by RNA polymerase II
Cellular component (GO): nucleus
Molecular function (GO): RNA polymerase II transcription regulatory region sequence-specific DNA binding; DNA-binding transcription factor activity, RNA polymerase II-specific
Source: RefSeq, a predicted model, not a curated record
UUCAUAUGCAUUGUGGUCGCACAAAGGAAAGCACUUGAUGAAGAAGGAUGAGUAUUAUUCCGAGGAAAUUUGUUCAAAAGUUACAAGAAGAGAUUGCACAGAGAAAGGCGAGGAAAAAGGCAAGGCGUUUGAAAGAGAGCUCAAAGAAGUGCGAGAUAUGUGGUAUGGUGGUGCUGCGUAUCAGGUAUAAACGUCAUCUAGAAGUGCACAAUACUACCAAAGACUGGCAGUGCGAAAUUUGUCAUAAUUAUUACAAGACGAGGCGCUACCUCACAGAUCAUAUGAAGAAGACUCAUAAUGCUACAAAAAUACCAUGCGAUAUAUGCGGAUUAAAGUUUAAAGGAAAAACUUACCUAGAGAUUCAUAGGCAGACACACGGACCAAAAGACAAACAUUGUCCAAUUUGUGGUAAAGGAUUCACAACUAUGAUGUACCUCAAAACUCACCAGCUUACACAUGAAGAGAAAAAGAGAUUCCGUUGUGACCAAUGCAUGGCCGCCUUUAGCCAUAAACAGCGAUUAGCCAUCCAUAUGGUAGAGGUUCACGGAGAAGGAGCCAGUCGACCGUGCAAGUACUGUGGUGAUUUAUUCCCAUCACGACAGAAGGCUCGAAGACACGAAAGAGUUAUCCACGAAGGUUUCACCGUUCCGACUAAACUUAAGAAAAAGACCAAUUACUAUAAUGUUGUUAAUAUUGAUAACACCGACAAUGAAUCUUUAGAACGUAAAAUCGUGAGGCUGAUGCCUAAUACGUCAGGAUAUGUAUCCGUGCCUGGCGGGAUGAUUAAAGUACCGAUCGCAACAAAUAUACAAGAUACGGCACUGGUAGUGAAUGAUACAAUUCCUGUUUCCGGGGAUGUUGAUGCGUCGGAUAUGAACAGUGACAGUCAAUUUAUCAAACUUGAGAACGGUAACGAAUACAAAGUGAUGAUCGAAAAAGACGGGACAGAAGAUUCAUUAGAAUUCGUGGAAUUGACGGAAGAGGAACAGAACGUUAUCAUUCAGGAAGCGGAUAAUAUAAUAUCACAUGGUGAUCCUUUGACAGAAGAACAGACCGAUAAUGUAGAACAAAUUUUGGAAAUUCCCGAAAAUGCGGAACAGUGUCAAAUUCUUUUGUAUCCCGAUGGGACAUUUAAACUGCUGAACGUUGUCGAUAAACCACAUUUAAGUUAAUAAAUAAGUUGAUUUGUUUUUGGAAAUUCUUUAGUAUUUUUUAAAAGUGCAGAGCAUGAGUGUAAAAGAUAUAAAGAAAAAUCUCUCUUCAAAAUCAGAUAUAUGCCCUAUUUACUAAAAGAAAAAGAACAACAAGUUUUUAUUUAACAUUGUAUAUCCAAUUGUUUUUGCAUCGAAACUACAUUUUGUAUUUAAAACUAAAAUGGCAGCAUUUAACUAUAAUAAUGAUUUCAUGAAAUCUGUACUUGGUGUUUGAUAUACUUCACUAUAUCUUUCAAUGUAUAAAACUGGAACUAAAUUUCUAUAUUUCACUCAGUUUCAGUGUGAGAUGACUUAUAUUUCACUGAUAGUUACAUUUGACUAUCUUAUUGAAAAGAAUUAGGUAUUAAAUUUUAUUUGCAUGGCUUUCAGUCGGAGAUGACCAUUUUUGAAUUCAAAUUCCUUAAAACCAUAAUGCUUAAUGCUAGUAUUAAAUUUAUGGAUUGUUAAAUAUCAAAUCUUUGAGCAGAAACCAACUAUUAAAGGGACUCCACCAAGGGUUUUUGACAUGAUGGGAAUGGAAAUGAUUUUUUGAGAUUAAUGUUCCAUUUGAAACAGGUUUACACUAAUAAUUUGUGUGCAAAAUUUUAGAUCAUUGGCUCACACCAGUUUUUUUUCAGGAUAAUCAUUCUAACUAAGACAAAUGACCCAAAAUUGAAAAACAUUGCAACGCUUUGCUGCAAUGCUGUUAUUCAGAUCAGGCUAAGAAUAUUACAAAAAUUUAAUUUUCGAGUAUAUUUCUUUAUCAUCCUUUGCAUAUCUUUCUGAUUUAGUUAACUGCCCCAGCUCAUCUUUGUAAAUAAAACUUAAAAUUUAUAUUUUCAGGCUUUUGGACUUUCAGUGGAGUUCCUUUAAUAUUGAUGUUAAUUGAGUUAUGAUUGUGGUUCAUUUAUGUUGCAUUAUGAUUUUGUUACAAUGAUGUAAUACAGGUACAUUUGUUAUUCAUUCAUCAUUUGAUUACCAUGUUGCAUUUUGUCCGAAUUAAAUGUUAAGUUAUUUCCAGUAUUUCACUUACCAAUGAAUUUGCAUGUUGUGCUCUGCCAAAAUAAUGUUUUGUUAAUUGAAUUAUUCUAUUCAUUAAUAAAUUGCCAUGUUUUGUUUUAA